AUGAGGCCGACCUGGGCUAGAUACUGUGACACCCACCACUUCAUGCUGAAAAAUGGGUGUCCUCGAGCCGAGCUCCCGCAAGGCCAGGCCGCCAGCAGGCAGCCAAGGCCGGGCCGGCGUGCGCACGUGUGCGGCUGUGCACCCUGCUGUGCGCGCGCGGGGCCGCUGGCGAGCGUGCGUUUCCGUUACCGGAGCCCCGGGAGCCGGAGGCCGCGGCUGCAGCGGCGGAGGCGCGCCCGGCCCCCCUCCCCGCCAGUCCCCUCCCCCGGUGCUCCCGCUCGCCCUCCCCCCUCCGCCCUCCCCCCGCCGCGUCGGCCGCUCCGAGGGCGCAGGGCAGCGCUCCGCACGCGAGCCCCUGCCGCGGCCGCCCCGGCGCGCACUGAGCGCAGAGCCCGGGGCGCGCGUGGCGCCCCCUCCCAGCUGCAGAGCACGAUGAGCCGCGGCCCGGGGGUCGUGGAGAGCAGUGAUGAUCAUCACAAUGCGCCUUCAGAAGAAAAAGCUGCUUUGUUACAUUCAGGCAUUUACCGACUGUUGGCGUGCAAGCUGGCCACCUUACAGGAACAGCAAGGGGAGACCGAAGAGGGGGGCAAACCGCUCCAGAUUGGAGAGGACAGCAGUUCAGAGGACAGCAGUUCUGAGAACAGCUCCCAAAGUGAAUCUGAUAACGAGGAACCAGAACCAGAAAAAACAAAUGGGGAGCCAGGAGAGUCUUCCAUCGAGGAAGCUUCUGCUCAAAAGGAAGAAUGGGAGGAUAAAGAAUCGCCCAAAGAUCAUUUACAUUCAGAACUUCAUAAAAUCCAACCUUACUGUGAACACUGUAAUGCUGAAAAUAAACACAAUGAACAAGUGACCCCCAGGCUCCUUUCCCGGGAACAGUUUUUACUGAAGUUGGACACAGAAGGAAUUUACCAGUGCACGGAAACUGGUCUGAUAUUCGAGGUGAACAGAAAAGUCGACAUCAAAUAUUGCGUUUUGUCCUGGAGCAAAUACGCAGACCUGGUUGUUAAACCCUGGGUUGUUGGAGGACCUUUGUUUGAUGUUAAAUGUGACCCAACCUGUCUCACCUCCAUUCAGUUUCCACAUUCCCUCUGCUUGGGUCACCACGAUGCCAAUAUGACGUUCAAAGUCUUACACGUUAAAAGUUCCGGGGCCUCGUUAGAAUCUACUGUGGAUCAUUCUACAACCCAUGUCAAAUGGCAUGUGAGCUCUCUUUCUCCUGUGGGACCUGUUAUUCAAAGUGAAGAAACAGUAUACCACCACGGGGCUGUGAUUCUCUACAAAGCCAUUGACCAUAAUCCAUCCUUGUCCUUUCGAGUGUACAUAGCAACCAAUAAUGAGUCCUUCAUCAAGGAUAUUUCCAAGUCGGUAAAGCACUCCUCUAAGAAAUUCAUGAAAAUUGACAAGCCUCCUGUUUGCCAGAAGUUAUUGCAGAAUGGGAAGAAAUACAGACUGAUCAGUGAACCAGAAGCUGAAAUUACCCCAGAGGAAAUUGAAUUUGUUGAUGGUUCACUUUUAAAAUUGAAAAGUUACAUUGAAGUGUAUUUGGAGCAACCAGUGGAGUUUAAAUUACUUUUGGUCGAAACGGAUUCUGAGGAAAUUGUAUGGAAUGCAAAACUGAGAGAAUGUGACUGGGUUCAGCAUGAUCAGAAUCAGAACAUUUCAAAAAGCAGCACAAGUGGUAACAGGCGGCGAAAAAUGACCAGCAGCUUACCUGAUGAGGACGUUUAUGACAAGAGAAUGAAGCAGGUUGACACUUCAGACGGAGCAAAGACCAGGACCCUGUUAACAGACACACAGUUGAUUACCCUUGCUGCGAAGCUGGGGAAGGAGUGGAUAAAAAUUGCGAUUGCCAACCUGGAGUUGGAGAUUAGCGAUAUUGAUGCUAUCCGGGAGAAAAAAGAAGAUGUUACGAUCUGUAACUUUAGGAUGCUGAAGAAGUGGCAAGAAAAGGAACAGAGUAAUGCCACGGCCGAGAAUUUAUACAAGUGCUUGAAAAACAUUUCUGUUGAAGUCCAAGAUGUGCUCAAAGGUUUCUUACAGGAAAGGUGAAGUUUGGAAGAUGAACUGAAAAAGGAAGCCUCAGGAGCUUUCAUCCGCAAGAGACCACUUCAUCUGGUAAUUGGGUAUGGACUUGAUGAGACCUUGAACUUACAGUCUGGAGGCAACUCCUUUCACACAGGCAGCCACUCUGUAGCUCACAUUAUUCAGGGGCACAGAAAAUGUAAAAUACUUGGAAAACUUAAGGAAGAAAAAAACCUCUAUAACAUCAAGAUCUUUUUUUUUUUUUUUUUUAACACCUCCUGCUCACACCAUCCUGCCCUGCUUCCCCAUUCAACAUCUAUCCAAAGGUGCUUCCAAUGGCUCCACUCAGUCAGGUGAGAAAUGUGGUAACAUUCCUUUUGGAGUCUGUGAACUAUGAAAUCCCUAUCAAGUUUUCAAAACCUUUUUAGCAAUUAAGUGGUAGUAUGCUUAAACUUGCACUAAUUUAGUUGGGCUUUUUUUCACAGUGACGUUAAUCAUGAGGAAAGAUUCCUGUUCUUUUAGCCUCUUCUCAGACAGACGCACAGGUCUCUGGGUACAAUAUAUCUUCUUAGGUGGGAUGGUUUCCAUAGUUCACAUCACCUUCCUGUCUGGCCAGUGGUUUGUCAAACUGGAGAACCAGUCAUGUUACCUGGUCCUAGAGUGACGAGAAAGGAAUGUAAUCCUGUCCCCAUCACAUGUUGGGGUGCACACUCAGAAGCGAUCUUAUCUCACAUGGCGAAGUUCAACCGGAUGGAUGGUUGGGGAGUCCUUGCAGAUUUCAUCAACCUUCCAAAAUCACAAAGCCAAGCACUACAUUUCUUGAAUUUCACCCUGGGAUCAUUUACUUUCUGGGGGGAAAAGAAUGCCACUCAGAAAUAGCCAUAGCAGGACCAAGGGAAGAUUGUCCUGUCUUCUUGAAGAAGACCUGCCCCAGGGAAUAAUGAGCCACAUUGGCUUUUGUUAAUUGGUGAAAUGUUUUUUUUUUUUUUUUUUUGGUAUGUAUAGAUCUUGUCGCUCUCCCAGAAUCAUGUGUGUGAUGAUUAACAUUUUGGAUAUGUUUUGUUAACUUAUUCAAAGAAACUAUAAAUUACCAUUAGUCUUCUGUAAUAAUUAGCUGGAGAAUAAGAUAAAUCUCAAUGAAUUAAUCAAAGAAGUACACUUUAACUAUUGUUUUGCCUGUGAAGAACAAAUUUACUUUAUAAGGAAGAACAUAUUUUUAAUUGUCAGGGAUCCUGUGGAAUUCAAAUCAGUGUCACUUUAUGAGUUUGUUUUUUUUUUUAAUUGUACUAUAUUUUAGGAAACACAAGGAGUUUUAACAUUCAGGAAUGUAAAAUACUUUAUUAAAGGACUUGAAUUUUUAAAUGUUUAUUAUUUUUUAUAAGUUGUUUUCUGAAGAAAAGCAUAAUCUCAGAGGUGCUUUGGAUGUAAGCUGGUUUCCUAACAUUUUCAACCUUUCUCAUACUAUAGAUGAAGGGAAGCAAAAUAAAUCUGCAUUUGUAUAGUA
Nyctereutes procyonoides (raccoon dog) is the source of this 3526-nucleotide messenger RNA. RefSeq lists its product as uncharacterized. Gene Ontology annotation, cellular component: THO complex part of transcription export complex. The record is from RefSeq and is a predicted model, not a curated record. Gene Ontology annotation, biological process: mRNA export from nucleus; regulation of DNA-templated transcription elongation; signal transduction. Lineage: Eukaryota; Metazoa; Chordata; Mammalia; Carnivora; Canidae. The transcript has 18 exons. The coding region runs from base 1 to 2049 and encodes 682 amino acids. Gene Ontology annotation, molecular function: protein binding.